Molecule: messenger RNA, 717 nt
Organism: Schistosoma guineensis
Lineage: Eukaryota; Metazoa; Platyhelminthes; Trematoda; Strigeidida; Schistosomatidae
Source: the annotation of a GenBank genome assembly
AUUGGAAUUGUUCAUUACAGAAUGCGUGAAAUAGUUCAUCUUCAAGUUGGACAGUGUGGUAAUCAAAUUGGAUCUAAGUUUUGGGAAGUGAUUUCUGAUGAACAUGGAAUCGAUCCAACAGGAGCAUAUCGUGGUGAUUCAGAUCUCCAGCUGGAAAGGAUUAACGUUUACUAUAACGAAGCAAUGGGAGGAAAAUAUGUUCCACGUGCAAUAUUAGUAGACCUGGAACCAGGAACAAUGGAUAGUGUCCGUGCAGGUCCUUUUGGCCAACUUUUUCGUCCAGACAACUUUGUAUUUGGACAAAGUGGUGCAGGAAACAACUGGGCUAAAGGUCAUUAUACUGAAGGUGCCGAACUUGUGGACUCAGUGUUAGAUGUGAUGCGUAAGGAGGCAGAGAACACGGAUUCUCUUCAAGGUUUUCAAUUGACUCAUUCACUUGGUGGUGGAACUGGUUCAGGUUUGGGAACAUUGUUGAUUUCGAAAAUUCGUGAAGAGUAUCCUGAUCGAAUAAUGAACACAUUUUCAGUUGUUCCAUCACCAAAGGUCUCAGAUACUGUUGUCGAGCCAUACAAUGCUACACUGUCUGUACAUCAACUCGUUGAGAACACUGAUGAAACUCAAGUAAUCGAGCAUAUAAAACUGAACAGAGCAAUUACCUUAUUUUAUGAUAAACCAGAAUUUAUAAAAUUCGAUGAUUAUUCAAUAAAAUAUACUUAA